AUUCUAGGACUGGAUAACGGAGAGAGAUUGAGUCUGUGAUCGUGUGUGAAGCGAGGCAGUGGCGAUCAAACAUACUUUGGUGGCGUUAGAGGGACAUCGAGCUUCAUCCCUCCCUCCCGCAGCUCCGCAAAGAGGGUGUGUGUGUUUGUGGAAGAAAAAAAAAGUUAGGCAGAAACUUUCUCUGUGCUAGGGAUGGCGCCCCUGGUCGCCUUCCUCCUGUCCUUAAACCUAUUGGAGCUGAUCCAUCGAGCCAGCGGGGUGACGAUCAUAUCUUCAGAUAAGGACGUGGAAGUCAACGAAUUUGAUACGGCGACACUGCCGUGUGAUUACGUGUUGGAGACGGCCUCGCAAGCUCGGCUGGAGUGGAAGCGCAUCGCCGGGGAACACAUCUCCUUCGUCUACUUCGAUGGACGGAUCGUGGAGAAUUACAGGGAGCGUGCGACCAUGCAGGGGCAGAGUAUUGUGCUCCAGAGGGUGACCAGGGCCGACACUGCCACGUACCGCUGUGAGGUGACCGCCAAGCAGGACUCCAAGAUCUUUGCCGAGAUCUCCUUCAAGCUGGUGGUGCUGGUGCCGCCGGCCACGCCCACGUGCAAGGUGCCGAGCUCGGCGAUGUCCGGAUCGACGGUGGAGCUGGUGUGCAAGGAGAGUGAGGGCUCACCCCCCUCCGUCUACACCUGGUACAAGGACAACGUGGUCCUCAUGGACGUCUCGGCCAAGGAUUCCACCGCAAACAACGUCUCGUACACCCUGAACCGCAGCGCCGGCACUCUGAGGUUUAACCCGGUGAGGAAGAGCAACAGCGGCACCUACUACUGCGAGGCCCACAACAAGGUGGGGCGGUCAGAGCGAUGCUCCCUCAAGUUCAUGCAGAUCAGCGACCUGGAUGUGACUGCGAUCGUCAUUGCCGUGGUAACCAUCACCCUGGUGCUGCUGCUGUGCGGCCUGGGCCUGUGUUACGCCUGCAGGAGGGGCUACCUGGGCAAGAGACGAUCGGCCAAGUCCAAUGCAGCCACUCGCACCAACACCCCUCCUGCGGCUGAGGACUUCAAACACACCAAGUCUUUUGUCAUCUGACGGCAAAUGAAGAACGGCACGUCGGUGAAGAAUUCCGAAACCACUUCUCCAAUCCCUAAAGAAUAUUGUAUUUUGGACAAGGGGGGGUGGGGGGGGGGGGUGAGUAGAUGUUGAGUUUGUUCCUUCGAUUCCUGUCUUUGACAUCUCCCUGAAUUCCUUCCUUGUACCUUUUAAUGGCUGUGCCUUCAGCUGCCGGUGCCCAGAGGUGGAGACUUUCCCUCUUGGUACCAACAAAAACCUGCCCGAAAACCUUGUCUGCUUCAUCGCCGGCCCCUGUCACGCCACGCUCGCCCAUUGUACCGUAAGGUAUUGUCCGACUGUUUACAAUAUUAGUGGCCAACUAGCUUAUGCACAUACUUGGCUGUUGACACUGACAGGAAUAAAAAAUUUUUUAAAAAAAAGAUGCAAUGUUGACUUUGAUGCGCAGGAAGGAACUGCAGGUGCUGGCUUAAACUGAAGAUAGACACCAAAUGCUGGAGUAACUCAGCGGGACAAAACAUCUCUGGAGGGAAGGAAUGGGGUGACGUUGGUUCUCGAUCCGAAAAACGUCACCCACUCCUUCUCUCCAGAGACGUUGCCCGCCCCGCUGAGUUACUCCACGAUCUUGUGUCCAUCGGACGUUGACCCUCACGGCACACGGAGGAUCUGCCUCGCCGAUUUUCAAGCAGUCUCCAGGUUUCAGUUUGGUUUCGAGACACAGCGCGGAAACAGGCCCUCUCCAACUUUACACUUCAGAGAUACAGAGUGGGAACAGGCUUGAGUCAGCACCGACCAGCGAUCACCCACUAUACAAGGUCUAUCCUGCACACUAGAGACAAUUAACCUCCAAUCCUGUCGCAAAGGACUGCUGAUGCUGGUUUAUACCGAAUAUAGACACAAAAUGGUGGGGUAACUCAGCUGGUCAGGCAGCAUCUCUGGAGAAAAGGAAUAGGUGCCAUUUUGGGUCUGAAGAAGGUCCUUUACUCGAAACGCCGCCUAUUUUCUCUCUAGAGAUGCUGCCAGCAUUUUGAGUUACUCCAGCAUUUUGUGUCCACCUAUAAACUUGUACUUCUUUGAGUGGGGAGAGUGGGAGGAAAUAGGAGCACCCGGGGAUAACCCACGCGGGUCGCAGGAGAACGUACAGACAGCGCCCGUAGUCAGGAUUGAACCAUGUUCUCCAGAGACGCUGCCUGACCAGCUGAGUCACUCCAGCACUUUGUGUCCUUUGACCACACUGCGAUAUUCCCUAAACCAGGGGUCGGCAACUUACGGCCCCCGGGCCGAAUGCGGCCCGUAACCCAAAAUCAUCCGGCCCCCGCAGGCGUUGUUUUUUUCCCAGUGAUUAUCCGGCCCACAGACUUCCAUCAUCUCCGGUACCUCCCGGGCCCGAGGCUGCGGCGUCCAGGCGCGGUGACGCAAGGCGUAAGGAGGCCUGUGCUGGGGGCGCAAUGGCGGAGCUGCCAAGCGCGGCCGAGCACCGACUGUACCGCAUCCUGCGCAAUGGCGCCAGCACGGCCGCGCACCUUCUGUGACCCGGGGCGGGAUCCAUGUGAUAGAUGUGGCCCGCCAUCCGCUCACAGACAUGCGUCCCGGCCCCCUAUGCAGAAUAAGGUUGCCGAUCCCUGCCCUAAACGGUGCAUAAGAAAUAUAUAUCUUUCUUUUUUAAAUAGCAAAAUAAAAUGGUAAGAAAGCUGGUGAGAGGCAAGAUUGUGAUGUUCAUAAAUGAUAAGAGAAUUAGGCCAUUCGGCCCACUCUGCCAUUCAAUCAUGGCUGGUCUAUCUCUUCCCCCCAUUCUCCUGCCUUCUCCCCGUAGCCCCUGGCACCCUUUCCAAAGCCUCCACACCCUUCCUGUAUUGGGGGGCACCGGAACUGCAUGUAAUACUCCAAAUGCUCUGUUCCACUGCCUGUUCAUGAUCACCAAUAUCUCACCACGCAUAAGUUCCUGAUUUCUAUUUACAUGGCGAUUUUCUCCACUGCCAGAAAUUAUACAGAUGUGAUUUAUUAUUGACUUUUAAGUCUCCCAUUUGUAUUUACAGAAAACCAUGAGAUUGUGCAAUGGUCUUUGAGUGCAUCAGUAUGAGAAAGAUUAGUAAGAUGGCCUAGGAACAGAACAGAACAGUCCCAGCGCAGCAGUAGAGUUGCUGCCUCACAGCGCCAGAGACCCGGGUUCGAUCCUGACUACGGGUGCUGCCUGUACGGAGUUUGCACGUUCUCCCCGUGACCAGCGUGGGUCUUCCCUUGGUGCUCUGGUUUCCUCCCACACUCCAAAGACGUGCAGGUUUGUAGGUUGAUUUGGCUUCAUUAAAAAUUGUAAAUUGUCCCCAGUGUGUGUAGGAUAGUAUUAGUGUGCGGGGAUCGCUGGUCGGCGCGGACUCGGUGGGCCGAAGGGCCUGAUUCCGCACUGUCUCUCUAAACUAAACUUCUUCUUCUUGCGUAAGGUAUGCGCAGCCUAAAGUUGUAAGUCAAGUUGUUCUAUUUAAUGGUAGACAAAAUUGCUGGAGAAACUCAGCGGGUGCGGCAGCAUGUAUGGAGCGAAGGAAAUAGACAACGUUUCGGCCCGAAACGUUGCCUAUUUCCUUUGCUCCAUAGAUGCCGAGUUUCUCCAGCAAUUUUGUCUACCUUCGAUUCUCCAGCAUCUGCAGUUCCUUCUUGAACAUUGUUCCAUUGAAUCUUGUUUGUGAUAUCUGGAUGAUUGCAUUAGUCGAAACCAGGCGGACCACGUGAAGGUUGCAACCUCCCACCCAUCUAAACUAACACUAAGCCAAAAGAAAUAUCCACAGUAUCAGUAUUAAAAGGAAUACUCGUCAGUAUUUAUAGGGAGACUCCCAGAAUGUACCACUAUUUCCAGGGGGGGGGGGGGGGGGGGGGGGGCGCUUUGCAAAUUUAAAGGGAAAAUCCCUCAGAAGUGUCAGUAUUUGCACGCAGGUCCCCAGGAUGAAGCGCGAUUUGAUUUAUUCAGUACAAGAGAGCUCGGAUAUAUGCAAGUACAUACAGGAGGAUUGUCAGUAUUUACAGAGGUACCCACACUGCAGAAUUCAAAUGUUUCUUCUCUGAAUCCUUCAACAAAGUGCCUGCCUUGUAUAUUUCCCGCAUUUUCUCCUUUUGAUUGUAUUAAAUAAAAAGUAUUUGAAUGCAAGCGCCAGUUUUAGGUGUUUUGGGCUGCGUAACUUGAAAAUGAAGUAAAUUAUGUUGCUGUGCAUAGUACCUAACAGUAUUUUUUAAAAAGGUAAUGUAAAGCACCUCUUGCAAUUUUAACAAUGUUUAUCUGCUAAUCACUUAACUCAUCAAGUUGACUUUUAAACCUACUGUACCAUUUGACACGUUUUUUUCUAACACAAAUUAAACUGUAUGUGGAACUUGG
Molecule: messenger RNA, 4417 nt
Organism: Leucoraja erinaceus (little skate)
Lineage: Eukaryota; Metazoa; Chordata; Chondrichthyes; Rajiformes; Rajidae
Gene: jam2a
Product: junctional adhesion molecule 2a
Biological process (GO): leukocyte tethering or rolling
Cellular component (GO): cell surface; tight junction; protein complex involved in cell adhesion
Source: RefSeq, a predicted model, not a curated record